CAAAAAAAGUCCCAUCUUUAUAUAGUGUCUCUCUGCUUGUUCCAAUCUGCUACAUUGGUACCCAAAGCACUAAACUCUCUCUCUGAAUUCCUCUCAGUCAGGAAUUUGGAGAGUUGUCACUACUGAAGCAAAACUAAAUUUCUGGGAAAAAAUGGAGUUUUCCAGGAUUUUUACGGUUAGUUGUUCCGUAUUACUCAUGUGCUCCUCCUUGGCAUAUGGGCAAGCUGCUAGUCCUCCUGCUCCGGCCGCAAUGACUCAAACUCCGACACCAGCACCAGCACCUGCACCGGAAUAUGUGAACCUCACAUAUUUACUCUCUGUGGCUGGUCCAUUCGAAACUUUCCUCAACUACCUUGAAUCUACUAAAGUCAUUGACACCUUCCAAAACCAAGCCAACAACACUAAACAGGGCAUUACAAUUUUCGUACCAAAAGACAAUGCGUUCAAGGCUCUGAAGAAGCCUUCUUUAUCCAAUCUCAGUUCUAACCAGCUCCAAUCACUCCUCCUUUUCCAUGCCUUGCCCAAAUUCUAUGCCCUUGCAGACUUCAAUGACCUCAGUGCAAAAAGCCCUGUUAGUACACUUGCUGGUGGCCAAUACACUUUGAAUUUCACAGAUGAUUCUGGCACCGUGCACCUUGAUUCAGGAUGGAGCAAAACAAAAAUUACCAGCGCUGUACAUUCAACUGAUCCUGUUGCAAUUUAUCAAGUCGACAAGGUCCUUCUUCCAGAGGCGAUCUUUGGUACUGACAUUCCUCCAACUCCUGCUCCGGCCCCAUCUCCUGAUAUUAGCCCAGCUGCAGAUUCUCCAUCAGCAGAGUCUAAAGGCGACUCUUCACCCAAGUCUUCACCUUCAAAUUCAUCAUCUCAUAGGAUUAUAAACUUGGGCAUUUGGAAUCAGCUGGUUUUGGCAGUCUUAGGUGGGGUGGUUCUGUUUUCUUAAGAUAGAACUUCAUUGAGUCUAAUUUAUGUUCUGGGAGGAACACCUCUGAGUUUCUCAAUUUACUUUGAUUUUUAAAACCAUUUUUUCAUUUUUAUGUUUUUGAGAUUAUGUGUUGAGAAUGUGAGUUCUUCUGUUAUUAUUACUACUUCAAUUUACAUGGCUUUACCUGAAUCUCUGUUUUUAACUUGAUCAUACUUGUUUCCAUUUUUUUUUUUUUUUGGUUGCCACAUCUAAACUAGUUGUUCUAGCAUAGAAUUGUUAUUGGCUUGCUGUUAAAAUGAACAAUUAGACUAGCAUUGAAUGAUUGUAAAUAUUUUUCCAUGGCGAGAAACUUGAUUUCAUACCAAUUCUCAUUCAUGGAACUCAGUCAAGAUCACAAGCAACCUCACUAUCCAACCCCAAAGGGGCAAAAGAAUAAGGACCAUGGUUAAGUUGGUGCCCCAAGAUCUGUUUCUGCUGGUGCUAACUCUUGCAUUAAUAGCAAUUCGUUCAAGUUCCAUUGAAAUGCAAAGA
Messenger RNA from Durio zibethinus, 1453 nucleotides. The record is from RefSeq and is a predicted model, not a curated record. Lineage: Eukaryota; Viridiplantae; Streptophyta; Magnoliopsida; Malvales; Malvaceae.